Molecule: messenger RNA, 1021 nt
Organism: Cladocopium goreaui
Lineage: Eukaryota; Dinophyceae; Suessiales; Symbiodiniaceae
Source: the annotation of a GenBank genome assembly
AUGUUGGUGGGAUUUCCCAAGCUGCUUGGAACAGGACGAGCCACCAGCGGAAAACCAGCGGAAUCUCGCGAAAUCCCGAGGUUCCAUUUCCUGCUGGAUGGCAAGGAAGUCACUGUGAUUGUACAGUGUACAGAUUGCCUCGGGAACCGCGCAGUUGCCUCAGCCAGCGCUUCGACAGCGACCGUCGCGACGGAGAUUGGUUGGAAAAGCUUGGCGCACGUCUAUUGCAUGAAUUUGGACCAUCGACCCGAGCGUUGGGAGUUCAUGCAACGUCAGUUCCAACGUUUGCGUCUUCCGGUGGAGCGUUUCAGUGCGGUGAAUGGCCGGCAGCUGGAUGUGCCGGAGCUGGCCAUGAACGGAAUCAUCGCAAUGGAGGCCUUGCCGCGGUACUAUCUUCCGGACGAACAGAAACUCUUUGGCACGGACUUAACCGCUGGAGCCAUUGGCUGUGCUCUUUCGCACAUGCUCAUUUGGCGCGACAUUGUGCGGCGCUGCGCCGAAGAUGGGGUUGAUCCACGCGCGCCCUUCUUGGUGAUCGAGGACGACUGCCAGUUUUGCCCCGAGUUCUCCGAAUCCUUGCUGCUGGAACGCCUCUCCCACGUGCCGGAGGACUGGCAAAUCGUGUACUUGGGCGGCCAGGACUUACUCCGCAGGCAACACUUGUACGAAGUGGGCAAAGGCGUCCGACGGCUCUACAAGGGCUUUCGAGAAACCACGGCCUACGUCAUCAAUGACGCAGGGGCCAAAGCUUGUUUGGAGGUGAGCGUGCCGCUCCAUUGGCAGAUCGACACCCACAUGAACGAUGAAUCUCUUCGUGAAGGGUUGAAGCCUCCGAGACCUGGACAUCAAGAUCAUACCAUGCAUCCCAGAGGCUAUUUCCUUUGGCCAGGCAUUGUUGCCCAGCAACGAGAAGGCUUUCCCACGGAUGUGCAAAAGAUGGAGCACGACUGAAGGGCGCAGCCAGGUCGAAGGAAGCCAUGGUGAGGAUGUUUCUAGUUGUAGAUUAAUAGUUGAAACGGAG